CCUCCCGAUCCAGUCCUCUCCCACCCACCGCCGACCUCGCCGUCCUCCUUACCCACCACCGCCGACCUCGUGCCUCCCUCCCCUCUCCGCAUCUCUCGACCACCUCUACGUCCGAGGAGAUCGAGCGAGCGCCCGAGUGCGCCCGUCCUCGCAGCCUCCUCCCAGGAUUCCCCGCACCCGAGCCCCAAGAGAGGAGCUCCUCUUGUGUUUUUGCAUGCCGCCGCCGGCGACCACCAGCCACAGCUUGCCGGAGCCAGCAGAUGAGUGCCACCCUUCUUCUCUGUUCUCUUCUUCCCGUGCUCUCUUUCUUCCUCCUUUCUCUCUCUCACACAUCUCGAUUUCUCUCUCUGCCUUGGAUCUUCAGCCGGAAGGGCGCCUCGGGCUUCUCCUAGGCCUCCACCGUCGACCAUGUCACCGCCGGCAUCUCCGCGUCCUGCCUCACCGCAAUAGUCACGGGUGUGUCGAGCGUGAUCGGCGCGGAGACGGCACGGGUGCUGGCGGCACGCAGGGCCCACGUCGUCAUGGCCAUCCGCAACCUCGCCGCCGCAGAGGACGUGCGUCAGGCCGUCCUCGCCGAGUCCCCCGCCGCCAGCCUCGACCUCAUGGAGCUGGACCUCUCCUCCCUCGCCUCCGUCCGCAAGUUCGUCGGUGACAUUGACGCCACCGGCCUCCCCCUCAACAUCCUUGUACUCGAAGGAGACUAUACGCAAGGCUCUUCGGUUGUGAGAGUGUCCAGGGGUCCUGGGUGCGGCUAAUGCCUAUAUCUGUGGCCGCACUUGACACUGCCCUCUCUUUAAGGGCACAUAUCAUUUUUUAUAACUCUGCUAUCUUUUCCCAAGUCUUUAUUAUCUUGCCUAGCCUUGUACUGAUAUGUAUUUGUUUGAUGCUAAUUACCCAAGUUAAUGCAUGAUGUUAAGGAUAACCUGAGAACACUUGCCUAAGUUUAUAAGAUAUGCAUGUGACAGUUCAAACCUACUUUGCUGCUCUUUCAAUGCUUUUGCUGCUGUACUGUGCUUCUCUAGUUGUUUGAAUGCUUCUGCUGCUAGCCUGCUAGACUGCUACUAGCUUGAAUAGGUGUGCACUUGUGCUGGUGGUGGUGCUGCUUGUGUUGUUGCUGCUAAUUAAAUGCUUAUACUCAUGCUGCUGUUGAUUAAAUUCUUAUGUUGUUGUUGCAUGCUUAUGCUAUUGAUUCAAUGCUUUAGAAAUUGAUUGAAUUGAACCUAUUGUAAUUCUUCCUGUUAUACUCAUAUUUAAUUUUUGGGUUUCUAGUUGAUUUUUUAGUCUGUUAUAUACGGUUCAUCUUCAAUUUCUUCUGUAACCUGCUUGGAGCUUAGAAUACACAACCCAACUACUCUCAUAUACAACUAAGACCGAUGAUUCAUGCUCAAUUCUGUAUAUGUAUGUAUGACCAGUAAAGUUGGAAGAUCCAAAUUAAUAUUAAAGUUAAUAUGCUCAAUUUUGUACCAUAUUCAUGCUCAUGCAUCACUAGUUACUGCUUUUUUGCUUGGUCUAUUUUGGCUCAGAACCUAAGUAUACCAAAACUAAUUAAACAAUUUCUCCAACUUACCAAAAUAGUCAUAAUUGUCUCCUGCCUUAUGAUGUUAGUCUCUGUGCACUUACUAGUAUUGUUAGUUGAAUGGAUGGUCGUGGUAGUAGAAUAGGAUUUUUCUUUAGGUGGGUGUUAUAGUGAUGUUCAUUUUAUUACCUAAAUUUGUACCAAUGUACCAUGCAGGUAUGUAUAGAUUACUAUUGUAGAACAACAUCAGGUUAAUCUAUUGCAUUCAAGUUGUUGGAAGUUUUGUUAUGCCAUGCUUAGUGUUUACUGAAAUGGGGCAUUUGGUCUCUUGAAAGAUUAUUAUUUACUUCUAGUGUAUUUCACUAAUUGUUUUUCUAGAUCAGGAUCUAAUGUC
Molecule: messenger RNA, 1910 nt
Organism: Triticum dicoccoides
Lineage: Eukaryota; Viridiplantae; Streptophyta; Magnoliopsida; Poales; Poaceae
Product: short-chain dehydrogenase TIC 32, chloroplastic-like
Exons: 2
Coding region: 522-755 (77 amino acids)
Source: RefSeq, a predicted model, not a curated record